Episyrphus balteatus (marmalade hoverfly) is the source of this 1006-nucleotide messenger RNA. It is a transcript of the gene purple, whose product is annotated as 6-pyruvoyl tetrahydrobiopterin synthase. The record is from RefSeq and is a predicted model, not a curated record. Gene Ontology annotation, biological process: tetrahydrobiopterin biosynthetic process. NCBI's taxonomy places the organism in Eukaryota, Metazoa, Arthropoda, Insecta, Diptera, Syrphidae. Gene Ontology annotation, molecular function: 6-pyruvoyltetrahydropterin synthase activity. Gene Ontology annotation, cellular component: mitochondrion. The coding region runs from base 159 to 659 and encodes 166 amino acids. The transcript has 5 exons.
GAACUUAAAAAAUCCGAAAAGAAAAACAAAUAAAAUCAACAAGCUCUCUCCACUCGUCGCCACAUUAAAUUGAAAUUUACAUUAAUUAAAUUCGACAGCAUUUUUUUUAAUAAUAAUUAUUUCCAAUUUAAGCAUCACUUCAAAUCAAACACAUCAUCAUGUCUCAACCGGUUGCAUUUUUAACUCGCAAAGAAAUUUUCAGUGCUUGUCAUCGUUUGAACAGUAAUCAACUUACUACUGCAGAAAAUCUAGAAAUCUAUGGAAAAUGCAAUAAUCCCAAUGGCCAUGGCCACAAUUACAUUGUUGAAGUUACUGUUCGUGGACCAAUUGAUGCUCGCACUGGAAUGGUUAUGAAUAUCACUGAUCUGAAACUAGCAAUGGAUGCUGUAAUUUUUAAAAACUUGGAUCAUAAAAAUCUCGAUAAGGAUGUUGAAUUCUUUGAACAAAUUCCUAGUACAACAGAAAAUGUCGCCGUCUACAUUUGGGAUAAUCUACGCCAGAAACUAAAGAAACCAGAACUUUUGUAUGAAGUUAAAAUUUAUGAAACUGACAAGAAUUCUGUUAUCUAUCGUGGACCAUAUUUCCAAAAUUAUAUAUUCGCUAAUGGAAAACAAAGCGAAAAAGAUUCCUGUGCUAAUAUCUCUUCUGAUUCGGAUUAAAUAAAUCAAUACAUCUUUAGUUUAAUAACUGAAGAUUAUAACAUUCCUCCUAACGAUUUAUUUGAAAAACCAAACAGAAACAAAACAAAAAAAAUGUUUAAGAUACUGACCAACCCAACGAAUUUGAUGGAAAAUUAUAGUGACUGAAAUUAAUUUAAUCUAGCUGACAAUUGAUAAUUUCUGCAUUCAUCUUUUAUGAAAAAAUGAAGAAACUCAUUUGUCAGUGAAUGUUAAUUCAUCAUAAUGGACCAAUGCGAUGACAAUACUAUAUUAUCAAGAAUUUUCAGAUUUUUUAUUAUUAUGUUAACCUCUUUAAUAAAAUCAUACAACAUUUACUGUGAAAACAA